This is a messenger RNA of Plasmodium coatneyi, 678 nucleotides long. RefSeq lists its product as uncharacterized. The record is from RefSeq and is a predicted model, not a curated record. The coding region runs from base 1 to 678 and encodes 225 amino acids. The transcript is spliced from 6 exons. Lineage: Eukaryota; Apicomplexa; Aconoidasida; Haemosporida; Plasmodiidae.
AUGGGCACCCUCGAAGAAACCCACUUGCGCCAACUGCCGGUGGGCCUGCCCGCAAUGGAAGCCAAACAGGCCAACGACCAGGCCAACGACCAGGACAAGGAACCAGGGGAGGCAUAUAGAAGGGGCCUCAGGGAAAUCAUAACGAGGGUUUACGUGGGGGACUAUGAGGACUCCAAGAACAUCCUGCUGCUUGGCAGCAUUGGCAUCACUCACAUCAUCAUCGUAAGGUGCAAUGAAGAAUAUCAAAUGGCCAGGAUAAUUUACCCACAUAAGUUCGAAUACUACAUCAUCGACCUGGAGGGCAACUAUAACUUCACCCACUGUACUCAUUUGAAAUUUCUGCUGGACGAGAUCCUUUUUGAAAAUAGCGAAAAUAGGGUCUUUAUCCACAGCUACAUCUCCCUUGAAAAGAUUCUCUCCCUGCUGGUAUUCUACAUUGCCACAACGCUAAACCUCGACGUGGAAGACGUCCUCGCCUACGUGAAGAGAAUAGUCCCCGAUUUUUCCAUGGGCACAGGAGAGAGCGACAAUAUGUACUACUUCACCAAGAGGCACAUGUUGACCUACUACCCAGGGUGCAAAAAAAAGAAAAAUUUAACAGAUAAAAAAAAGGAAUACACAAGCUACCUUGACGUGCGGGACAAAAAGGGGAGCCUCCAAGUUGCUCCUAAAGAAUGA